GGAGCGCAAGUAGCCGGUCGAUUUGAUCUAGUGAGUGAACGUGUGAUUGUGGUGUCCGCGCGUUAAGCGAAGUAAUGGACUGACCGUGAUUAUUUCUUUUUGUUAUUGUUGGCGUAUUCAUCUCACCAUGAUGAAUGGAAAGCUACAUGCGGCAGAACAUCUGCCGAAUGCAGAAGAUCUGUUAAAUCCAUUUGUACACCGCCUCGAACUGUCAACAACGUACGACAAAAUUAAGACGGGUGUGCUGACUGUGGCGGUGCUGCCGUUCCGCGUGGCGGCCAUCAUGGUGCUGCUGGUGCUGGCGUGGCUGCUGGCCUGCGUGGGCCUGCUGGGGCUCUCCGAGGACGACCUGCGCUCCAGGCCCAUGACCGGCUGGCGGCGCAAUGCGCGUGCUGUGAUCUGCUGUGUGAUGAGGGGUCUCUUCCUGUGUGGAGGAUUCCACUGGGUGACGGUGAAGGGAAAACAGGCGACGGCUAAGGAAGCGCCCGUCCUGGCAUUAGCGCCGCAUUCCUCCUACUUUGAUGCAUUGCCAGUUGUAUAUCUGGGUGCUCCGAGUAUUGUUGCAAAGGGCGAGACUGGACACUUGCCCUUCUUUGGAAAGCUGAUAAACUACACCCAGCCUGUGUAUGUGUGGAGGGAGGAUCCUAACUCGAGACAAAACACCAUCAAGGAGAUCAUCGAGAGAGCCACCUCGGAUCUCGACUGGCCACAGGUGCUCAUAUUCCCAGAAGGAACAUGUACAAACAGAUCGUGUCUAAUCACAUUCAAACCAGGAGCUUUCUACCCAGGAGUACCUGUGCAGCCUGUCUGUUUACGUUAUCCAAACAAACUUGACACAGUUACUUGGACCUGGGAAGGACCAGGAGCGUUAAAACUGCUGUGGCUUACUCUCACACAAGUUCACAGUAGCUGUGUCAUAGAAUUUCUGCCUGUCUACCAUCCAAAUGAAGAUGAGAAGAGAGAUCCCAAACUUUACGCCAAUAAUGUACGGAAAUUAAUGGCAAGGGCUCUUGGCAUACCCAUGUCAGAUUAUACAUAUGAUGAUUGCCGUCUUAUAACAAGAGCUAAAAGGCUCAAUAUACCAGGAGCUGCUGGCUUGCUUGAAGUUCAGAAGCUAAGGGGACGGCUUGGGUUAGUGAAUUCAGAUGCUGAAGAAAAGAUUCUGUCUGAGCACAGGCAUCUUUUCAGCAAAGAAGGUGGCAAAAUCUCCUAUAAGCAAUUUGCAAAGUUACUCGGUAUAGAGCCCAGUGAUGGUCAUCUUCAGCAGCUCUUCUGCCUAUAUGAUAAGGAAUCCUCUGGAGUCAUUGAUGUCAGGGAAUACAUUUUUGAAGUGUUGGUGAUAUCAAAGGCAAAGAAAACAUCAGACAUUAUCCCUAUAGUUUUCCAGGUGUUUGGUUCAGGAGAAGAUGGCAGUUUAAGCCAGUCAGAUCUGCCUGGUGUACUGCAACAUACAUUGGGUAUGGCACCCAUGGAGGUUGCUCAGCUCUGCAGCCAUCUGGACAAGACUGGCAAAGCUCAUAUCUCACACGAUGAACUUACAAAAUUUCUGCAGCACAAGUCGGAUUGCACAGGACUCUUCAGUAGUAACCAGUGGAAUCUAAAGAACAGUUUGAGCACGGAAUGUCUAUUGAGUACAGGAAGUAGUAAAACAGAAUGAACAGAAUGUAAUGUGGUUCUUAGUGAAUAAUGACUACGCCUGACAGUGACAGUGGCAAUGACUGCAAGACUGAAGAUAAUUCACUGCACAUGUGAGUGGGUUGGAGUCAGCAGUUUUGUUAUUUGCCUGUUGUCAAACUGGAUGUUACAAGGACUUGUAUGUAAGACAUUAACAUGACAGGUUCAACUGCCAUUUUGUGGGGAUGAAUACAGUGUACAUUACCAACAGAUCUGUGUAAAGGUACUGGAGAAUCUGCACAAAUGUUACCAAUCUAGUGACUGAAUAAUGUACUAAUCAAUUCAUUCCUGUGUUUUAUGAUGUGAUAUUCAGAGAAAUGCUAAUGUACAGUGAAAUACAGCAAUAGUAGGAUAUUAUUCAGAAUAUUUUGAGUCUAGUUUUAUAACAGCAUAUUCUGUCAUAUACUUUUCUGGAUUUAUUUGUGUUCUCUUCUUAUCAUUCAGAAGCAUGGAGUUUUGCAUUUUUAGAAAACUUCAUUGGAAAAUGUUACAUAAACGUGAUCAUACUGAAGGUGGAAUCUUGUGAAAAACAGUUUUGUGUAACUCUGUAUUUUUAUGCAUCAAAGGAUUGUUUCUCACUAAAUUCUGAUCAGUAGAUAAUGUGAAGGGUCUAGUAUUGCUGAACAGACUUUCAUCAUAUUGCAUAUUAUGCUACUAUUUUUUGUCGCGAAGAUAAACUGAUGUAAUUGACUAUGAAAAACAAGUCGUGUAAUUACAAGUCUUUGCUGAUGUACCAUAAUUAAUUGAAUUUGUCUGAAAAACUCCAAUGGAGCUACAAGCAAUAAAUUAUUUUUUUUACUGCAGCUGAAACCUUUUAUACACUAAUAGUUUUUUAUAUACAAAAAUAUUUAUCUUUGGAUUAGUACAUAUGUCAUGCAGCUUGAUGGCUCGUUAACUUCAUAUAAAAUUUUAGUACUACUGAAGUAAGUAUUUAAUAUCUGUAAUUAUUUUAAUGUGUGGCAUGUAAGUAGUGACACUUGGUCUUAUUAGGGUAUUUCAAACUUUGGGACCAGCAAGUUCUAGUUGAGCUUUCCAACAGUCUUCCUCUGUAAAAGUGAGUCAUCACAUAAUACUGUACACAAGCAUAUUGGAUUGCUAACAUUUUUCAGAAUGAUCAAUAUACACUCAUUUCUGUGCCCUUCCACUCAUUCUUGGUGUUCACUUUCUAAAGUAUGCCCCAAGUUGCCAAUCCUCUGCAGUUCUCCAGUCAUUCAAGUUUAAUUUCUUAACACAGCUGCAAAUAUGUCCAUAUGACAAGGCAGAGCAACGUUUCUACUCUGCUCCCAUAUGAAUUUGUGCUCACAAUUCACACUUUCUUUUGUAUUGAAACUUCCUGGCAGAUUAAAACUGGGUGCCGGACCGAAACUCGAAAUCGGGGACCUUUGCCUUUCGUGGACAAGUGCUCCGCCAUCUGAGCUACCCAAGCACGACUCGCGCCCUGUCCUCACAGCUUUACUUCUGCCAGUACCUCAUCUCCUAUCUUCCAAACUUUACAGAAGCUCUCCUGUGAACCUUGCAGAACUUUUGCAUUACUGAUCAGUUCCAGAACUAAUGACUCUGUAUAUCAGAUAAUGAAAUUGGUUUUGCAAAUGAUUAUUCAUUUUAUUCUGUAGCCAAUGGAAAUAGAUGGCAGUCUGAACAAUAGCCAUUUUAAUCAACAUAAUUCCUCUGUGUUUACCUUGAAUUAUUUUUGAAUUAUACACAUUUGUAGGAGAAUAUAAUGGCUUUGUAGCAUUGGCACAUCUUAUUGAGAUGUGAUCCUCAUCUGCAUGUACGAUAUUGCCACAAAACUAUAAUGUUACAUCAAUUUCAUGGUAUUUUGUCGAAAAUAGUGAAUAUUCUCAUCAGGAUGAGUGCUUCACCUUUUAAGCCAACUCUGCUUUCUUUUUUCCAUUAUCAUAUCUUUAACUCACAUUUUAGUUUAUUCAGGCAGUGGAAUGAUGAUUAUAAGCAAAACCUAGUUGUGCUAUAAUGGCCUCUUUUUGCCAUAAAUUUUACAGAACACCUGUAUAAAAUUUGAAUGGUUCUACAAAUAUUUUCACAUACCUAACAGUUAGCAGCUUCAAUAUGUGUUCUGUAUAAAGAAUCAAGAGCAGCAUCAAACCAGUCUUUGAAUUGAGGAUCACAACCAUAAAAUGGCCAUGCAAAAUGCCUUUUUUUUUUUUUUUUACCUACGUUUUCAAAGGUUGUUGGUAUGCUAGACCAUGAGCAGUGAUACUUUUGUGUCCAGAAAGUGGGCUCAGUGUCCAGCAUGCAUUAGUACCCUAUUCACAUAAUUACCAGGCAAACCAAUUCUGAAACUGUGUGAAGAUUUUCAGGCCAUAAGUAAAUGGGAACCCUACGGUUUAAUAUGUGCUUCAAACCCUGGUGCAAUUUGGCAUUUUUCACAUUAACAAACAAUUUACAAGGAUAAAGGAAGUUAUAAACGACAGAAAAAAAUCAUAGGAUUGAUUGGGAAGUGAACCCCAGACCUUUAGAUUGCUAGUUUGGCAACUACCCUCUUAACCAACAAGCUAUAAGACCAUAAAAUCUAACAUGCAACUAUUUCAUUUGGUGAUAAUCCAUUUAUGUUAGGUGCAUCUGUCUCUUCCAACAAUGCAGGCCUAACUUUGCACUUCAUACUCAUCAGUAUUGUGCCACCAUACACUAGCCAUAGUAUAGCAAAUGAUUAACUUAUUGACAAGAUUUAAACUUGUGUGUUUAUAUCAUUGUUUCGCCAACUUUCUAAUGUUUUGGAGCAGUAGAUAAAUUCACUACUCCAAAUGCAACUGCUCUUAGACAACACGUCACAAGUUUAUAUUUUUGAGUGGGUUACAACAUCCCACAGUGCUUGAAAAUGACCAUGAGUCAAAAUUGCAAUUGCAGUAAAUAAUGUUUUAACAGCGCAGAGCGGAAUGAUUUCAUUUAAAAAUGACUUGAAGGCUGUGGACUUGGUCAUCAUCGAAUUUCUAAAUAAAUACUGUAUGUUAUACUUUAUUUCCUCUUAGUGCUCUCUUUGCAUUUGCCUUUUCAGCAUUCUCCAUUUUCUCCUCAUAGUGAUUUGAUUGCUGAGUUAUUCUUUUGGCUACCUGCACUAGAUCGUCUUAUUAAGUGUUCUGUCUGUCCUCAUUCCUCUCAUGCUCCAUGAAAGCACGUUGUAAGUAGCUCCCUACCUUCAAGAAACAUUAACAGGCACACAAAAGUGACGUAUAUUCACAUAAACAUACUGUUACCUGAAUAACUGAUAGCAGCUGCUUUCUUCUUUUCAGUCACUAGAAACUUGUUUACACACCAGAAAUAAAUCUUUGUAUCGGAUACCAAUAUGAUUUUUUAGUGCUGUAACUUUCACUGUAUCAUUUGUCUUGUACUUACUUAAGACCAAAAACUUAAAUUUCAAAAAGUGUAUUUUCUUCUUUGAAAUUUGAAAGUAUCUCACAUUCCUACUGAUCAGAUAGUGUAAGCUUAUUAUUUAGUGUGUACUGUUAGUAGUGCACACAGCAUCAAAUUGCUAUGUGCCUUCCUAUGGUAUUGAACAUCUGUAAAAAUGAAAUGCUUUUUUAACAUUGUCAAUAGUCACGCAGAGUGUAAUAAAAUUCCUGUAUAUUUUUGUAUCUCUGAAAGUAUUAAUUUAUGUGUAUUUAUGUUAGAAAAAUAGGACAAGAUUUUCUUUAUCUGUGCUU
Molecule: messenger RNA, 5333 nt
Organism: Schistocerca piceifrons (Central American locust)
Lineage: Eukaryota; Metazoa; Arthropoda; Insecta; Orthoptera; Acrididae
Gene: LPCAT
Product: lysophosphatidylcholine acyltransferase
Exons: 11
Coding region: 128-1657 (509 amino acids)
Source: RefSeq, a predicted model, not a curated record